AUGGUGACUUUGUCUAGCGGCAAUGUCAUUCUGGUGCUGGUAAGACCAGUUAAGAUAAUAGAAGUUGCAGCAGAGAGUCAGCAAUCUGAAGAAAGGAUGAGAACAAAAACGGUGCUUCUGUGCCUGAUUUUCUGGACCACUGGUCGGACAGCUGCGGACCACACUUCAUUCACUGUGUCUCAAGCACCUGAAGAAGCGAAAGUUCUCAGAGGAGAGAGUACCACCUUCUACUGCAUAUUUCCUCUCUCGAACGACCAAACCUGGGUACGGGUGUUAUGGUGGAAACAUGCCGAGAAUGAAUACUUGCGUACAAGCACAGACAAGAGAAAGAGGUUUGGGAUGGCAAGUAGAGCAAGCGGUUUCCUUCAGCUGCUGGGUGUGACAAUCCAAGACGCUGGAAUCUAUCACUGCACCGUGAUCCGCCAGGGAGAAGUUAAAGGCAAUGGAACCGGAUCGCGUUUAACUGUGUACGCAGCCCCAACACCCACGAUCACUGGCUCCAGGCUAUCCGAAGGGAAUUCCUCCACUUCUUUAACACUAAAGUGUGAAACGGCUGCAUUUUAUCCGGAAAAUUUCUCCCUUACAUGGUAUAAAAAUGGCGUUGAAACUGCAUUAAGAACCAAUACUAGUAAAAUAAAGAACACCGAGGGACUGUAUGAAGUUUCCAGUUUUUUGGUUGAGACAGGACCUGUCCUGAGCGGCACCAAUUAUAGCUGUUCGGUAUCUCAUGUCUCACUGAGGUCACCAACUGUUAUCACCUAUACAUUUUAUGAAUCUAACCAAGAUAAUAUUCAGAAGUCACAUUAUCAUUGGAUUCUCAUUCGUGCGGUGGCUGGUAGUGCGUUCCUUAUUAUUGUAAUUGGAGUGUGCUGUCAGCUGAAGAAUACUAAAGGUAAAGAGGACGCUGUAGCUGGAGCAAACCACGGUGGGGAGAUGGUAUGUCUAUUCGUUAAUGUCGAAAUACCUGCAUCAAAAAAAAAUGCUAUAAUGGAAUGUUCAACCCACAACUAUGUCAGGACAGUUUAA
Messenger RNA from Chiloscyllium plagiosum (whitespotted bambooshark), 1026 nucleotides. NCBI's taxonomy places the organism in Eukaryota, Metazoa, Chordata, Chondrichthyes, Orectolobiformes, Hemiscylliidae. The record is from RefSeq and is a predicted model, not a curated record.